UGUCGGUAACGCAGUUGACUUCUGGGAUGUGAGUGUUUUAAAGUGUUCGUUUUGUCGGAUACUUUGCUAUGACUCAUGUCGUAAGUGUUUGUAAUAUGUAGGACCUGUUUGUUUGAUUCAAUGUUUGAUUAAAAUAAUCAUUAUCAGUGUCCCGAUAAGCGUAAAAAAAUACUUUAGUCUGAUGUUCUGCAGAAAAAGGAACGCCCAUGAUUACACGAAUGAUUAUACAAAAUUUCUGGACGUAAAAUGUAAUAGGAUGUCCAACAGUAGAUCUUGUAACAAUUAAUUAACUUAUUGAUAUUAUGUAAGCGUAAUAAUACAAUAGAAAUAUCCAAAUGUUAAGGAAAAUGGUUAAAAUAAAGUGGUCGUUGACAAACACUCCAAAUAUUCUUAAGCAUCACUUAAAACAGAAAUGGUGGCAUUUUCAAAUUACAAUAAAAUCUUUGUUCUACAAUGAUUUUUUAAAUUGGAGUUAUGUUUGUGAUAUUCUUUUGGAUCCCAUAUUUUGGUUUGUAGAGAUGUUCGUCGCCUGUUUAGGACCGGUAUUUGUAAUAUUGGUAAGCCUUUUAACUGCAAAUAUCGUAUACGUUGCAUAUUACAUUGGUCUACCAUAUUGGUGGGAGAAGAGUCCAACAAUGACAGUAAUCCUUCUGUUGAUCGGAAAUUGGCUGUUAGUAAAUGUAUGUUUUCAUUAUUACAUGGGUGUGAACGUUCCAGCUGGUUACCCACCGCGAAGUGGCCUUAUUCCAGAGGCUGUGAGCAUUUGUAAAAAAUGUAUUAAACCAAAACCACCUAGAACUCAUCAUUGCUCUGCAUGCAAUAGGUGCAUUCUCAAAAUGGAUCAUCAUUGUCCAUGGUUGAAUAACUGUGUUGGUCAUUACAAUCACCGAUACUUUUUCCAGUACAUGGCUUUCACGGUGUUAGGUGUUUUAUUUGUUAUGUUGUUUGGAGUCGAAAUAGCAUACCAAGAAUUUUUUCCUGCGCAAGAUCCAGAGCUGGAUGGACAUCCUGUACGGAUCAAUAACUCUGAGAUCAUUCCUGUGUCUGAAUCGCUGGAUCAUUUAAGCGAAGAGGAAUUAGCAGAAAUAGCUAAACAGGCUGCCGACACUAAAGCUAAAGAAUGGAGGCGACAACUUAUAAAUUUUGCAGCGUUAAUUUGCGUAGCGACCUUCGCUGCUUUAGGAGCAUUAAUGUGGUGGCACGCGGGUCUUAUUACCAAGGGGGAGACCAGCGUAGAGGCGCGUAUAAACAGCACAGAAUCGCAGAAAUACAAAGCGCUCGGGAAGGUAUACCAAAAUCCUUAUGAUUUUGGCCCGAAGCAAAACUGGAAGCUAUUUCUAGGUAUAGUUGACAGAAGUUGGUGGUACAUACUUUUCCCGUCGAAUCAUGGCCCGUACGGGGACGGACUCACGUGGAAGACGAUUCACGACGCAAAGAUUUCUUAAGCCGAGUUUUUAUAGUCCCAACGACUGAGCCUGCGUUUCUUUUGCAACAGUCAGGAAGAAGUUACUCAAUUGCAGAUUUUAAAUGCCUCUAGUCAAGUCACAGUUAUCUAGUGUUUCACACGACGCGCGGAUCUAAACCGAUUCACCGUUAUUUAACACCGUUACAACGUAUUUAAGACACCAUGGAAAAAUGAGAAACACGAGCAGAGAAAUCACUUAGUAUAGACGCGUGAGGAUGAUAUUCGAUAAGAACGACUGCAGUGAAAUUCACCACGACAUUGCGCUGUAUAUAAUAUUCCAAAAAGGUUUUCCAAUGUUCUCCAAGAUGCACUCUCGAAUGUACUUCUAAGAAACGUAUAUCAUUACCUCUAAUAUACAUUAUUCAGUAAUAUUAAUGUUAAAUGUAUUUUCAACUUCUAAUCUUUAAAUUGAUCGAGUCAAUUAUAGAUGAAAUAAAGGAAUUUUUGAUAUCUUUGCAAAGUGAGACGUGUGUUCAUGCGGCGAAAUCAAGCUGUCGGCCAAACGAUAUCCUCUAUCCAAUUAAUAUAAUGCGAGACCUUUGUGUACACUGCAGGCAUGUUAUCAAAAGCACAACCGAG
Molecule: messenger RNA, 2044 nt
Organism: Nomia melanderi (Alkali bee)
Lineage: Eukaryota; Metazoa; Arthropoda; Insecta; Hymenoptera; Halictidae
Source: RefSeq, a predicted model, not a curated record